Solanum pennellii is the source of this 975-nucleotide messenger RNA. RefSeq lists its product as uncharacterized. The transcript is spliced from 4 exons. Bases 232 to 798 code for a protein of 188 amino acids. Gene Ontology annotation, biological process: mitochondrial translation. The record is from RefSeq and is a predicted model, not a curated record. Gene Ontology annotation, molecular function: structural constituent of ribosome. Gene Ontology annotation, cellular component: mitochondrial large ribosomal subunit; ribosome. NCBI's taxonomy places the organism in Eukaryota, Viridiplantae, Streptophyta, Magnoliopsida, Solanales, Solanaceae.
GAGAGGCCCAAAUAAACUUCCCUUUACCGUUCGACCCGAAAUCUAAUUCUCUCUCUAAACCCUAAUUACUCUUUCUCCUUCCUUCAUUUCUCUGCAUUUUCGGGCGAAUAGUUGCAGAUCUGUGCUUUCGUUGCGUGUUUCUACAUAUAUUGGAUUUUUGAACUCAGACUUCUCCAGCUGAAGAAAUAGAGAAUACACUUUUCACUGACAAACGUGAUUCAUAUCAUUGUGAUGGGGAGUAGAUUGGGAAGAAGAGUUGUGAACUUCGCAAAUCUUCCAAUUAAACUUCUCAUGCCUUCCUCUUUCUCCAACAUCACUGAGAUCUCCCUCAAAACCAUCCCCUCUGCUUCCAAGAUUGAGAUAAAAAGGGUUUUGGAGUCUCUCUACGGUUUUGAAGUUGAAAAGGUCCAAACCCUUAACAUGGAUGGAAAGAAGAAAAAGAGAGGUGGGCUGUUAAUUGCUAAACCAGACUACAAAAAAGCUUAUGUUACUCUUAGGAAUCCAUUAUCUAUAUCGCCCGACCUUUUCCCUAUCGGAGUGAUCCAAGAGGAAAAGAAGAAUAUGAGCAAGAAAUCUAAGUCUAGCAUUGUUGAGGAUGAUGAACCUAAGAAGACGCAUUGGCUUGACGAGAAGAAAGAUGGAAGGAAUCGGUCAGAGAUGAGAUUUGGUCGUGGCCGUGACCAUCGUAGUGGACAGCGUUCAGAUGUUGGCCGCGAUCGUGGUGGAGAAAGUCGUGAUGUUGGCGCUGCACCAGCAAAGUUUCCUUGGAGCAGUAUGAGGUCAUAUGCUCCUAGGUAGAUCAUUAUUGAAUUUUUAUUGUGACUAAGUAGAUUAUCUUUCUCUUCAGAAUAAUUGAAUUUUGUAUCAAUGGUUGCUUUGCAUCAUGGCAUUGUGUUUAGUCCCAUUAUAAUCGGAUGCUGCUAGUUUACUUCCAACAAGUUAUAUGGAGUUUUAUGUUUUUUUCUUCAAGCAAAA